Messenger RNA from Neopelma chrysocephalum (saffron-crested tyrant-manakin), 5318 nucleotides. It is a transcript of the gene PTPN11, whose product is annotated as protein tyrosine phosphatase, non-receptor type 11. Gene Ontology annotation, biological process: protein dephosphorylation. Bases 95 to 1876 code for a protein of 593 amino acids. The transcript has 16 exons. The record is from RefSeq and is a predicted model, not a curated record. NCBI's taxonomy places the organism in Eukaryota, Metazoa, Chordata, Aves, Passeriformes, Pipridae. Gene Ontology annotation, molecular function: protein tyrosine phosphatase activity.
CGCGCUCCCCGCAGGCCCCGCCGGGACCCCGAUGUGAGCGGCGGGCGGGCACGGGCGGCCCGGGCACCGCCACCCGCCGGGGCUCCGCGGGAAGAUGACAUCGCGGAGAUGGUUUCAUCCAAAUAUUACUGGGGUGGAGGCAGAAAACCUGCUGUUAACAAGAGGGGUGGAUGGCAGCUUCCUGGCACGGCCCAGCAAAAGUAACCCAGGAGACUUUACCCUCUCUGUCAGACGAACUGGAGCCGUGACCCACAUCAAGAUCCAGAACACAGGGGACUACUAUGACCUGUACGGGGGAGAGAAGUUUGCCACGCUGGCUGAGCUGGUCCAGUACUACAUGGAACACCAUGGGCAGCUCAAGGAGAAGAAUGGAGAUGUCAUAGAGUUGAAAUAUCCACUGAAUUGUGCUGAUCCUACAUCAGAAAGGUGGUUUCAUGGACAUCUCUCUGGAAGAGAAGCUGAAAAGCUCUUAACAGAGAAAGGAAAACAUGGAAGUUUCCUUGUGCGGGAGAGCCAGAGCCACCCUGGGGACUUUGUCCUCUCUGUGAGGACAGGAGAUGAUAAAGGAGAGAGCAAUGAUGGCAAAUCCAAGGUGACACAUGUCAUGAUCCACUGCCAGGAGCUGAAAUACGACGUUGGUGGAGGGGAGAAGUUCGACUCUCUGACAGACCUGGUGGAACAUUACAAGAAGAACCCCAUGGUGGAGACUUUGGGCACAGUGUUGCAGCUCAAACAGCCCCUGAACACGACCCGAAUUAACGCUGCCGAGAUCGAGAGCCGCGUGCGGGAGCUCAGCAAACUGGCCGAGACCACGGACAAAGUCAAGCAGGGCUUCUGGGAGGAGUUUGAGACUCUGCAGCAGCAGGAAUGCAAACUCCUCUACAGCCGUAAGGAAGGGCAGCGCCAGGAGAACAAGAACAAAAAUAGAUACAAAAACAUCCUACCCUUUGAUCACACCAGAGUUGUUCUCCACGAUGGGGAUCCCAAUGAACCUGUUUCAGACUAUAUCAAUGCUAAUAUUAUUAUGCCUGAGUUUGAAACCAAGUGCAACAACUCAAAGCCAAAAAAAAGCUACAUUGCUACUCAAGGUUGCCUACAGAACACAGUGAAUGAUUUCUGGAGAAUGGUGUUCCAGGAGAAUUCCAGAGUUAUUGUUAUGACCACAAAAGAAGUGGAAAGAGGAAAGAGUAAAUGUGUCAAGUACUGGCCUGAUGAAUAUUCCCUGAAGGAAUACGGGGUGAUGCGUGUCCGGAAUGUUAAGGAGAGCGCAGCACAUGAUUACACGCUAAGAGAACUUAAACUUUCUAAGGUUGGGCAGGGGAACACGGAGAGAACAGUCUGGCAGUACCACUUCAGGACCUGGCCCGACCACGGCGUUCCCAGUGAUCCUGGCGGUGUCCUGGACUUCCUGGAGGAGGUGCACCACAAGCAGGAGAGCAUUCCUGAUGCCGGGCCAGUCGUGGUCCACUGCAGUGCUGGGAUUGGACGAACAGGAACGUUCAUUGUGAUUGAUAUUCUUAUUGACAUCAUCAGAGAAAAAGGUGUGGACUGUGAUAUUGAUGUUCCAAAGACCAUCCAGAUGGUGAGAUCCCAGAGGUCAGGAAUGGUGCAGACAGAGGCCCAGUACAGGUUUAUUUACAUGGCAGUGCAGCACUACAUCGAAACCCUCCAGCGCAGGAUCGAGGAGGAGCAGAAGAGCAAGAGGAAAGGUCACGAGUACACAAACAUUAAAUAUUCUUUAUCGGACCAGACGAGUGGGGAUCAGAGCCCUCUCCCACCCUGCACCCCGACCCCAACCUGUCCAGAAAUGAGAGAAGAUAGUGCUAGAGUAUAUGAAAAUGUGGGGCUGAUGCAACAGCAGAAGAGUUUCAGAUGAGAAGAUGUUCAGAGCCUCCCAUGCCAAGGCAGAAAUUAAUCUGGUUUUUAAAAAGGUCAAGAAAGAGAUGGAAGAAGCUUCACAUGAACAGUGAACUCUGAGGGCUUGGUACCUUUUUAUUUACGGUUUUAAUCCUUCAACAGUAGGCAAAACUUCAGACCAUCUAAAGAUUGGUUUUUAUCUCUUCUCUCCAAUACCUGAUUUGCUCGUUUUCCAAAUAAAAGGAAAUCCCUUCUACAAUGUAGACAGCUACUUUGUAGAAUCAGUUUUGAAUCCUGCAAACUGUUGGACUGUCAUCCAUGUGUUUUUUAAAUAGUAUUUUUGUUUCACAGUAUGGUUAUUAGUGGGGUUUUUUUUCCUUAUUUGAGCAGUUGUGGGGUUUUUUGGGGGGGGAGGGGCUGGGGGGGGUGGGUGAGGGGAGAGCAAUGACGUGGAUAAAUCCGUUACACUAAUGUAAAAUAUUGAUGGGAACAAUACUUGAUUGUUGGGAAACAGUGGAUCACCAGCGGGAAUGAAUCAACUGCAUGAUCAAAUUAGUCCUGAUACAUUUCAAACUCAGACUGAGCUUCCUGGGGUGAGCAGUUAUUGAUAUGAAGGUGCUUUUUGUGAUAACUGGUGGCUUGAUUCUGACUUAGCUGAGUGGCUGGAUGGGCUGUUUUUGAGUAAUUCUUGCUUUUACAUCAAAAUUUCUUUUCCAUGAUCUCUCCACCCAGAGUAGAAAGUUGCUGUUUCUCUCAGGAGACCUGAGUGGUUUGUGAGGACACUGUCUGUGUUAAUUAGUCUGUGUUCAUCUAUUAAACAAGAGACUGAACUUGUAGAGUUAAGAUAGUUUAAAAAGUUGCAUGAUGAUACCUUGGCAGCACAUUAAACCAGUGAAACCAGUAACCCAGUGUUCCCUUGGGGUCAGUACCCCCUUCCCUUCUGCAGGGGAGGUGGGAGCUGGGCAGCCUUCUGGAUUUUUAGGAAGGCUUUGUGCUGGUUUAAAAGGCUAAACUGCAGUUGUGUGGGGAAGGCAGUGCACGGAAGAAUCCUCUGGAAUUGCCUUAGUGGGACAGGGCAGCAGGAACAGCAGCGAGGCCACGCCGGGUGUCACCAGGCAGGACUUUGUCACCCUCCCACCCCAAGUGCCUUUUGGAGCUGCCUGGAACUUGCUGUCCCCAUUAAAAAUCACGUUAAUCUGAAACCACUUCUGAUUGUCAAUGAGCCAAAAGCCUCUUUAGAGACUCCAGAAGGAAGGUCUGCUGAGCUGCCACUUGUUUGGGUUCCUUCACUUCGCCCUGUCCAGUUCCCUGGACCAGCAGUCCCCUUGGAACCCAAGGAGUGGGGACUGGUGUGUCACCAGCACCUUUCCCAUGGUUUUGGGGGAGUUCUGUGACUUUAGGGGUGUUCAGGAAUGAUUUCCAUUUCCAUGCACAGGGUGACACUGCACAAACUGCUGUGUGCAGGGAAACAGGGCCGAUGGAAUUGUGUUAUUGGCCUUCCUGGCGGAAUUCUGCUGAAGCCUGGAAUGUAAUUAAUACAGCUUUGUGAAAGGUUAAGUGUGAGAUUACAUUACCUUUUCCUGAGAGUGCUUUGCAAAUUCAAAUAUUUGAACAGUUUGUUUGAACUGAAUGAAGGUGCUUCGUUAAUGUUAAGCAGAAUUUUGUUACUUUGCCUCUUGUCCUUUUUGUCUUUCGGGGCUUUGGGAUUUAUUUUUGGAACUCCUGUCACCAGCAUACCAUAAGAUGUGUUUUACUGGCAUAGCCUUAUACUCUAGUCAUAAAUACUUGUGCCCUUUCUAGGUCUGAACAUAUGAUAAUGAGAGAGGAACCUGUUAAUUUUGGUGGGAGAUGCCUGUCCUCCAUCACCUCCUUCCUCUGUGUCCCUAUUUCCAGCUGCCUCCUGCUGAACAGGGAUCAGACAGAAGUGCUGGUAUUUGUAGAGAGCAAUUAAAUAUUUGCCUCAAACUUGGUGCAGAGUUAGACAAAUGCUGCACUUCAUAGGUUAGAGCUAGGUGGGACCCAGGCUUGGGUUUGGAGCUGCUCUGCUCCAAACUGGGAAGUCAGGAGAAGGGAGAGAAGGAUCCUGAGGCAAUCUCCACUGGCUGAACUCAGUUCACGUGUUGUGUCUUAAAAGAUUGACCUGUGUAAGCAGCAAUCAGUUUAUGGCCAACAUGAAGUUGCCUCAUGACCUCAUUUGAGCUGUUUAGGGGUUUAUUUUGAAUUUUUUGUCUUUAGAAGCAGGGAAUUCUUGCUGCAGAAUGUGUAUUAAUCCUGGGGAGCAUAUGGUGGGAGAAUGUCAGCGAGGGGGGAGCAGAAUCUGAAAGGUUGGGAAUAAAUAAAUUCUCCUCUCUGCCCUGGAGUGUUGGGCCCUGGUGACACCAGAGGGGAGACCAUAAAAUGCACCAGAAAAUCUGUCCCCUUCCCCACACCAGUGAGAGAUGGAGAGUUCUUAAAGGAAAAUAAUUAAGAAAUUAAGCCUAAUUAAGAGAAAUAAUUUAAAUUAUUUUAAGCAAAUAAAUUUCAAGCUGGGCUUUCUGGCAGAUGAAGCAACAAAGAGCAAUGUCCUUUGGUUCAGGGGGUAUCAGUGAAUGUGGGUUUCGUGUAUUUCUAGUGAGGUUUUUAGAGAAUUCCAUUUUAAGCAUUGAUUUCCAAGCCUGUUCUGUACCAAUAAAUGGAAAAGGGAUGCAGGGCUGAAGUGUUCUCUUGGAGAAGACUUUAUUCCACAAGGGAAAUUUACCCCAACUCCUAAGGCACAAUAAUUUAUGCCAGCAUGAAUUUGCUGCAAACUUCAUUUACUGAAUGUUUUAGAGCAUAAACUUUAAUUUCAGCUAACUGUUGUUAGGCCUGAUUGGUUCUCCUAUUAAUCCUGACCAAACUUUACUUUUCCCUCUUAAAAUAUGUGUUGGAAACACAAUUAACUAGGACACAGCUAACAAAGAUACAAAACCUGUUUCCUUUUUUUGUUGUAGGGAUGAGAGAAUUCACAGCUGGUACUAGAAUGUGUUGUCAGGUUUUGAUUUUUCUACCCAUAACUUCAUUAUUGCAAAUUAAUUUGUAAUUUCUCCCUUUUAAAUAGUGAAACAUAAUUAAUAAUUUCAAGCCUGUUUAUUUAUGACAUUAUUGUGAUUUUUUUUUAUUACAGUACUAAAGACUAAUGAAAAAGGAUCCUCUUAUUAGGUGGAGUAGACCUUACAUUUAUUUUUUUUUCCUGCAAUGUAUGAAGUAUUGUACCAGAGUAUUAAAUGAAAUGUAAUAUUUUAUUGAAAAAUUUCUAUCCUUUAAAAGGAAUACAUUUAGGAUGUCAUCAAUUUGAUGUGAAUCAUGUAAAUGUUGAUAAUGAGCUGUUUAUUCUCCAUCUGGUGUUUCAAAAGACUCACUUCUUGCCUUUUGCCCACGUACAGUCUGUAGAUCAUUUACCAUUGUCAAAAUGUGACAUUAAAAUAAUAGUUCCUGUAUAGAAA